Molecule: messenger RNA, 1134 nt
Organism: Scedosporium apiospermum
Lineage: Eukaryota; Fungi; Ascomycota; Sordariomycetes; Microascales; Microascaceae
Product: Altered inheritance of mitochondria protein 24, mitochondrial
Exons: 3
Coding region: 1-1134 (377 amino acids)
Biological process (GO): inner mitochondrial membrane organization
Cellular component (GO): mitochondrial inner membrane
Source: RefSeq, a predicted model, not a curated record
AUGCGCGGCCAAUCGCCCCUGAUCCGAGUGGCAGCCGGCCUGCGAGCGCAGAGCAGGCGCUCGAUUCUGAGCCGGCAAUGUCGGGCCAUUCAGAUUAGUGCGUCGCCGGCCACGGAGAGUCAGCAGGUCGGCGCGGAUGCUUUUGGGUUGAGUGCUUCGUCUCGGGAUCCGGCCGAUGCCCGAUUCGAAGUUCUCGGAAGCCCUUAUUCUCUCCUCUCUGUCACUCUUUCUGCUUCUCAGAAGCUUUAUACUCGCCGGGGUACGCUGGUAGCUGUCGCCGGCAACCCUGAAAACGCGCAAUCUACUUUGUCGAUCCUUUCACCGUUUACACGAGCUUUCUUUGGUGUUCCCUUCCUCUACCAACGCAUCUCCUCAACCACCCCGCUCACCGCACUAAUAUCCACCAAAUCCCCCACGACGACCUUCUCCGUCCUCCACCUCGACGGCACAACCGACUGGAUAAUCUCCCAGCGCAACGCCCUCCUCGCCUGGACAGGCCACACACUCUCCCCGACCCCACGCCUCCAGCGCCACCUCUCCGCCGCCCACUGGGGCACCACGCACGUCACGGGCCGCGGCCUUGUGGCCCUCACCUCCCCCGGUCAAGUGUACCGCCUCACGCUCUCCGAAGGCGAAGAAUUCAUCGCGCAUCCGUCCAACGUCGUCGCCUACACCGUAACCCGCACGCCUCCCCAACCCUUCCGCUUCAAGAGCUCCGUCUUCCGUCUGCAGAUCCCUUCCCUGCCUAGGGGUAUCGCCAACGCAGAGUUCUUCCGUGUCAUGCGCACGACGGACACGUACAAGACGCUCGCGCGCCUGUUUUACAACGUGCGCACGUCGCUGCGCCGCACGAUUUGGGGCGAUAGGCUGUUUUUGAGGUUCCAGGGCCCUGCUACGCUGCUCAUGUCGAGCAGGGGCGUGAGGUUGGCGGACUCGUUGACGAAUGAGGAUGUUAAUGAGAUUGCAGACGCGGAGGCAGGCAAGGCUGCCGAGGUGGUGAAUAAGUUGAAGCGGGAGGCUGUGAAGGCUGAGGAGAAGGCGAAGGAGACGGUGUUGGUGAGGAAGGCGCCGGAUGCGGUGGAUGGUAAAGUUACGCUUGAAGGGUUGAGGAGGCUUAAGGAUACGAUGCAAUGA